Molecule: messenger RNA, 687 nt
Organism: Racocetra persica
Lineage: Eukaryota; Fungi; Glomeromycota; Glomeromycetes; Diversisporales; Gigasporaceae
Source: the annotation of a GenBank genome assembly
AUGAAAAGCCUAAAAGAAAAAAUACUUAAAUAUGCUAAUUGGCUCUGUCUAGGGAGUAGGACGAAAGAUGAUAAAGGUAAAAACCGGGAAGAAGAUGGGGAACUGCCAAAUAACCAAACAAUAAAUCCCUCGAUUCCCCCACAAGAAAACGACCGAAAAACAGGCAAAAAAACAAUCAAUUAUUGUGCAAAUGACCCUAAUUUUAACAUGGAUUUAUGCCCUUGUUGUCAGAUGAAUCCAAAGAAUGACACAAACAACGAUGAUUUAACACUACCGCUAAGAUUAUAUUGUGCUUACUCAAAUACAAUAUGCGAAAUUAGUCAAUUGUGUGAAUAUGAUUUAUCCAACCCCGACUCUGAACAACAAGUUAUAGAACUUAAAAACUGUAAGAUAAUUGUUGCUUCAGAAAGAAUUCGUAAAAAUGCACAACAUCAAAAUUCUGUAAAAGAAAUGCACCGAGAGGUGCCAAUGAUGGCAACUUAUUACAAGAAUGCUAAAGAUUGUUUAGUAAUGUUAGAAGAAGACACUGAUGUCACGUCUAUUAUAGAGAAAAUUGAUUUAAUAUGUGAUGAUAUCAAUAAGGAUAAAAAACCCGCUAGAGAAAAAGUCGAGGAACUAUCGUUAAAUACUGCAGAAUUACUAAAUAACUCUAAGUUUGCUUGGGAUCCCUGGUUUGAGAGGAUAUGA